Molecule: messenger RNA, 9696 nt
Organism: Rhinolophus ferrumequinum (greater horseshoe bat)
Lineage: Eukaryota; Metazoa; Chordata; Mammalia; Chiroptera; Rhinolophidae
Gene: IKZF2
Product: IKAROS family zinc finger 2
Exons: 8
Coding region: 502-2082 (526 amino acids)
Biological process (GO): regulation of transcription by RNA polymerase II
Molecular function (GO): DNA-binding transcription factor activity; RNA polymerase II cis-regulatory region sequence-specific DNA binding
Source: RefSeq, a predicted model, not a curated record
UAACUAAUGGAUACUGAUGGGCAACACUUACUCCUAACAGCCUUUUGGACCCUCACCCGCUCACUCUGACUUCGGGGAAUGUGGCAGUUGCCUGGGGGGAGAAAAAGCAAGCAAACACUCUAAUUUUAAACUUGCACUGUAAAGCACUUUCAAAGUAGUAAUAGUUGCGCUUCAGCUCAGACCUGAAUUUCCUUCUCAAUCCAUUCCCGAGGACUCCCCCUAUCCUGAUUCACGUCCUGGUCUAUCGGGUGCCGUUUACUGAAAUUAUACGGCAUAGUUUAUUGCGAAGUCUGAGUGGGUGGGUCCACGCGCACACCCCGAGUCGGGCCAGGACGCCGAUCCCGGAGCUCCGCGUCGGGCGCCUGGAUCGCCGUCCGCACCCUCCGCCCGGCCUCGCCACAGAUCCCAGUUUGAAAGAAAACUUCACGCGGCCGAAAUGAACCUCCCCUCACCGUUGCAAUCCUUCCUUCCCAGCCGGCAGAAAAGCACUGCACUUUGACUAUGGAAACAGAGGCUAUUGAUGGCUAUAUAACGUGUGACAAUGAGCUUUCACCUGAAAGGGAGCACUCUAACAUGGCAAUUGACCUCACCUCAAGCACACCCAAUGGACAGCAUACCUCACCGAGUCACAUGACAAGCACAAAUUCUGUAAAGCUAGAAAUGCAGAGUGAUGAAGAGUGUGACAGGAAACCCCUGAGCCGAGAAGACGAGAUCAGGGGCCAUGAUGAGGGUAGCAGCCUAGAAGAACCCCUAAUUGAGAGCAGCGAGGUGGCAGACAACAGGAAAGUCCAGGAGCUUCAAGGCGAGGGAGGAAUCCGGCUUCCGAAUGGUAAACUGAAAUGUGACGUCUGUGGCAUGGUUUGCAUUGGGCCCAAUGUGCUUAUGGUACAUAAAAGGAGUCACACUGGAGAACGUCCCUUCCACUGUAACCAGUGUGGAGCUUCUUUUACUCAGAAGGGCAACCUUCUGAGACACAUAAAGUUACACUCUGGAGAGAAGCCGUUCAAAUGUCCUUUCUGUAGCUAUGCCUGUAGAAGAAGGGACGCCCUCACAGGACACCUCAGGACCCACUCUGUGGGUAAACCUCACAAGUGCAACUACUGUGGACGAAGCUACAAGCAGCGCAGUUCACUGGAGGAGCACAAGGAACGCUGCCACAACUAUCUCCAGAAUGUCAGCAUGGAGGCUGCUGGGCAGGUCAUGAGUCAUCAUGUACCUCCUAUAGAAGAUUGUAAGGAACAAGAGCCUAUUAUGGACAACAAUAUUUCUCUGGUGCCUUUUGAGAGACCUGCUGUCAUAGAGAAGCUCACGGGGAAUAUGGGAAAACGUAAAAGCUCCACUCCACAAAAGUUUGUGGGGGAAAAGCUCAUGCGAUUCAGCUACCCAGACAUUCACUUGGACAUGAACUUAACAUAUGAGAAGGAGGCUGAGCUGAUGCAGUCUCAUAUGAUGGACCAAGCCAUCAACAAUGCAAUCACCUACCUUGGAGCUGAGGCCCUUCACCCUCUGAUGCAGCACCCGCCAAGCACAAUCGCUGAGGUGGCCCCAGUGAUAAGCUCAGCUUAUUCUCAGGUCUAUCAUCCAAAUAGGAUAGAAAGACCCAUUAGCAGGGAAACCUCUGAUAGUCAUGAAAACAACAUGGAUGGCCCUAUCUCUCUCAUCAGACCAAAGAGUCGACCCCAGGAAAGAGAGGCCUCUCCCAGCAAUAGCUGCCUGGAUUCUACUGACUCAGAAAGCAGCCAUGAUGACCACCAGUCCUACCAAGGAAACCCUGCCUUAAAUCCCAAGAGGAAACAAAGCCCAGCUUACAUGAAGGAGGAUGUGAAGGCUUUGGAUGCCACCAAGGCUCCUAAGGGCUCUCUGAAGGACAUCUACAAAGUCUUCAAUGGAGAAGGAGAACAGAUUCGAGCCUUCAAGUGUGAGCACUGCCGAGUCCUUUUCCUAGACCAUGUCAUGUACACCAUUCACAUGGGUUGCCAUGGCUACCGGGACCCACUGGAAUGCAACAUCUGUGGCUACAGAAGCCAGGACCGUUAUGAGUUUUCAUCACACAUUGUUCGAGGGGAGCACACAUUCCACUAGGCCUUUUCAUUCCAAAGGGGACCCCUAUGAAGUAACAAACUGCACAUGAAGAAAUACUGCACUUACAAUCCCACCUUCCCUAAGAUGUUGACAUAUCUUUUUUUUUUUUAAUAUUAUUACUGUCAUUAAUCUUAUUUUGUGGACGCAGUGUCUUUGCUCUGCCUAAUUAAAAUAAGUAAGAAACAGAAGAGAGAAGGGACAGGGGAUAUUGUUUCUUGAUAAGUUGGCUUGUUUAUUUUGUGGGAAUUUUAAGAGCAGUUAAUUUCUGCCAUGCAUAGAUAUAAGGUAUAUCAUGCUUUUGAAAAAAAAAAAUCACUUGAUUCAUAUAGAUUCACCUAAGAGAUUCUGAUUUGCCACUGAUGUUCAGGAUUAUGAUUGAAGGCAGGAGUUUUAUGGGUAAGACUUUCACAGUUUAAAAUGGUCUAAGUAAUUGAAUGCUUCAAAGAAGAAUUUGUUUCAAAAUUUAAACUUUUUUUUUUUUUUCCCCUCUAGAGAUCAUGGAACAAAAAUUCAUCUUUAUUUUCAGUGAUAACUCCUUGGAUGGGUCGUUGUUGUGGGUUCUAUGUUUACUUCCCCUAUGGAAUUUAUAAUCCAGUAUGUUAUACACUGUACCAUAUAGCAAAAUUUUUAAACUACAGGUAGUUAAGGACACCUACAAUACAUCUGAGGUCCUAUGAUCUUAUUUUUCUAAACUUAAGCACUGUUUUUCCGUAGUUUUGAUGACUGGCAUUUUAUAGACACCCUGGCAGCCUUACUUUUAACACCUUUAAUGACUAGUAUUUUCAUCUAGUUUUCAGAAUAACAUAUGGUCUAAGAGCGGCUUACAGGCAGUCAGUGUCCAGAAGGGACCUCUUCUUUUCAUAAAUUUGGGAAGUUUUCUUUUAACGUUGUAAUGUGAUGGUCUCAUAGUAUACGUAUUUGUUUCUAAAAGUAUGCUUACGAUUGCCACUUUAUCAGCAUUUAACCAGUGUUAACCAGUCAGCAGAAAAAUAUAAUUAGGCUACCAGUUGGGGGGCGGGGACACACUCAGAAAUCCCUUUUCUGGUAUUUCUCUUUUCACUGUUUUUUUCAAGCUGUGACCACCCAGUGUUCUGUCCGUAGUCCAUUCAUCUUUUACUCUUCCAGUGGAAGGUCUUAAAAAUGUUACUAUAGGCUAUUUCUUUCAAACUCUCCUCAGAGCAAUCGCUAAUUUGAUCUGAAUGUGGUAACUUGAACCCCUUAAGUUUAUGGAACUAGGGCUAUUUAUUCUAGUAUUUCUUCAGUACUAACAUUUACCACUUCUGGUGCAAGAAAAGGGGACUUCUUUGUUACCUAUACAUUGGACUGUAGAGAAAACAGGAAACACAGCUUAUUUUUACCCUUUGUGGAGUACAAAAUGCAGUGGAACUCCCAAGCAAAAGUGACUAUAUCCUGCACAUUUUUCCGUCUCAAAAACAUUCAGCUACUUAUGAGUCCUUGUCAGAAAUGAAUCUCAAGCCCUUAGUACAGAAAUUCUCUCCUUGUAAUCCAUACAUGUUACCAUAUUUCAUGUGCAGAUUUUAAUUUCAUUUAUAUGGGUGCUCUAAUUUUUCUUUGCAGUCCAACAGCAUUUGAGGGGAGGAACCGAGUGAAAUUGAUUCAAGUCAUUUUGAGGGACAUCCUUGGAGGCAGAAGUCUCUGCUUGUGUUUGGGGAGAGGAACGUAACUGGAUGAUCUGAUAACCAUUUAUGAAUACUGAAAUUCUGUUAAGCAGUAAUUGAUAGCUACUCUAAAAAAAUAAUUUAAUAGGAUGCUGAAACUAUGUUUUUUAAUACAGUAUCAUGUGAAAAUUAUCAAGACUAGAGAAUUAUGGACAAAUAAGCAAAUCUGGCUCUUCACUCAUUUUCUAGUUUACCAUCUGCUUAUUUAAGCAAUUUCUAAGCACUAACACAGCCAGAACUAAGCAAAAAUGGUUACAACUCAGCUCUUUUACUAGCCCUGUCAUAAUUAUUUUUAGAGAAAUAUCCAAACUAUUUCUCUAAGUCUAAAAGAAUGCACCAAAACAGAGAUGUGACAUGUUUUAAAUAGACUAUCAACUGUCAUUUUUUUCCUGCAUGACUUGGUACAUUAUGAACAUACAAUUUAUUCAAAGGUAAAGCAUGUCGUUGAGAUUCCCUCACCACAUCCACCCUAACCACUCAUAAAUAAUUGGAAUUUUAUUUUUCCUUUUGGAAAUAGGUAAAUAAGGUCAGCGAUUUUGUAUUUUACAGCAAUUUAAGGAAACAUUUGGAUGGUAGUCAGUGUGUUCAUAACUUUGGCUGUGUGUGAAUUGCUUUUGGCAUUAGCUGUGGAUUUUCUUCCUGCUGGCUUUUUUUUUUUUUUAAUGUGUGAACAAUCAUGUACCUACUUGCCCUGGGAUAAAACUGAAUUUAGGUGGACCUAAAGAGUUGUGUAUACCCCCAUGCAGAUAGUACUCAAGCACUCUCCUUUUCUGAUUUAAUCUUUUUGGGAAUCUGUUUUAUUGAAGAGACUUAAUAUUUGUGAGAGCAUAUCUGGUACAAGUGUCUACUUGUACUUUCUUUGCCUCAUGAUAGGAGGAACAGAAAGAGAUACAGAUGGUUCAGGGUGUGGCAGGGACAAGUGAGGACAAGGUCAAUUCAAAUGCAUAGGUUUGGAAGAAUUUUUGUGGACACAGUACUUUCUGGAAAAAUCUAGAUGGCUAUAUUUGCAUGCCUCUUCUUCACAAAAGGAAAUAAGCAAGGUGGGAGCACCUAAAAAUAAGCAUGAGGGUCGGACACCAAAUAAAUCAAGUUUUAUAUAACAGUCACAUGCCCAGUUUAUUUAGGUGAGAUUUCACAAUACAAAGUAUUUGAGGGGCAUAGAAAUGGGUUAGCCUCUGUAUUUCCUAGUCUGGCAAAAAUUCAGAAAUUCAUCACAUUGCUUUGCCCUAAUUUUGCCCAGAAUUUUAUCUCUACCUCCUGUUGGAGAAGUGUGCGGCCUUUCUCUGAUAGCAGUCAAUCACUUUAAAAGCCAUUCUCAUCUGGCUUUUUAAACAGUGAAAGUGACCAAUAAGCAGAUUGGAAGAAAUUUCGAGUUGUUGAAACAUUCCAUUGAGAAUUUUCUGGAGAGACAAAAUGGGAGAAUGAGAGACCAGGAUUUAGACCUUGACUAUAAGGUAGGGAUUAUUUUUUCUACAUAUAUACAAGCAGUUGUGCACACACAUACACAUGCAUCCUUUUAAAGAAUAUUCAUAAAAAGAAUUAGCAUGAUCAGAUGUUUUGUAAGGACAGAGAGAGCGUGAACUGCUGUUACUACCUGAGCAGUUUUGUGGGUUCACAUUUUACCAGAUUAUGUAUUAAGAAAUAUCAAAGAAGUUACUGGUGUGUCUUUAUGACUAUUUGCAACUAUUGGACCUUGUGUCUUUACUAACUACUUCCAGAACAAAUCUAAACAAUCAAAAAAGAAGGGAUUUUUGGCCAAUUUGACAUAACCUCCAAAGUGAAAGAAGCACAGAUUAUUUUUGGAUAGGAAGAUACAGAAAAGAAUAAUUACCAACUGGUAUUUGUGGACACAUGGAGAAAGACGAAAAUGUUUUACUGAGCUUGAUAUUUUUUUCAUAGUUUUUAUGUCUCAGUUGCGCCCCUCACAAAACCCACUGUGAAGUCAUGAUAUUUUAUAUAAAUGUUUGACAAAAUUUACAUCAGCGGAGGCAUUUGAUGAAAAUUAUGUUUUACUUAUUUUCCAAAUGUUAAUUCAUACUAUCUCUAAAAUGAUUCCUUAAAGUAGAAAAAGAAUUGAACAGGCUGUAAAAAUACAAAUAAAAAACUGUAUGCUCCUAGAUUCAAGACAGAACUUAGAUUAUAAGAGGUACUACUAUGCUAUUUUUUAACUUUAAAUUGUUCAUUUUAUAAAAAGCGUUAAGUUACAUUUGUGAUCAUCUUUAGUUAUAUUUUAUAUAUUAGUAAGUACUAUCUGUAUCAAGAUUAUUCUAAAACAGAAAUUCCCCAAAUGCAAAGGAAAAAAAGAGUGGGGUGAAAUUGAAGUUUGUAUAUAUGAAAGUUAUCUUAGAAAUAUUUUUAAAUCUCCAGUUUCUGCAAAAUAAUUAAAAUAUACAGUAACUGGUCUCUUAAGAUCCUGAAUUUAAUGUAUUAAAUACUUAGAAAAUUUCUUUAUAUUGGUGCCUUUUUAAAAUGCAUUGAGAGAGUGUUGAUAAGCUGUUGGAGUCCUACAACACUUUUGUUAUGUAUUUUUAAAAAUCACUUAAAAUUGAGUACUAUAUAAUUUAUCUUUGUGUUCUUAGGGCAAAACUGUCACAGGAAUUUCCAAUACAGACUUUCAGCUCAUCUGUGUAAAGUAAAAGGAAAUUUUGAAAUCAGAUUUUAAUAUCAUUUUAGUUAGAUAGUAUUUCUGAAUACCAUUACAAGAUUAUGGAGGUAAAACAUGAGGUAGAGGGAAAUUUUAGCUGUGAAUUGCAUUAUGGUAUGUUUUCGUUUUGUUUUUAAGGAAGAAUUUAAGUUCUCGUAUCAUGGAAGGCUUUAUUAGUGGAAUUUUUGGUAAAACUCAGUAUUGUUUUGGAAUUUGAUCUAAUGACUAGUGUUGUGCUAGGUUGAGAAGCUCUGUAUUCUAAUCGGUUAAUAUUUUAAGGAAUAAUAUAAAGAAGCAGGUAAUUAAUUCUCCUUGAACAAAACAAAACUGAACAGUCAUAUCACAUUGCGUUCUCCAAAUUGUAGUCUCAAAUGGUUUCCUACCAUGGUUGUGUAUUACUUGCAAUGGAUGUGUUAGGUUAUGACAGCUUUUUUAAAAAAUCAAUAGCUACUUGUUAUACAAAGUAAAUGUCAUAUGACCAAGAAGCUGUGAUAUGCUAGUGUUUCUUUUUAUCAUAGUGUAUCGCUGCUAGGCCAAAUAAUGACAGUUUCAAUAUUUUUACAUUUAUUGCGGAAACCUAAAAAUUUGGAAUUUCCACAAGAUUUUUAUGUAACAUUCUAUUUCUAGCUUUUUAGUUUUCUCUUGCUGUACUGUAAGUUUGUGGAUAUUUUUCACAUGCACUCUUAGAAAUAAGUUCCUAAUUCUGUUUAUGGGUUUUUCUCCCAUAACAUUGCAUUUGUAUAUUUUCUGUAUGAAUUUGUUGUGAAUUCACCUUUGCCCAUACAGAGAAUGGUACGUGAAUGACUAGUUUUCUAAGAUGUCCUUUUUAUUGUGAAUAAAAUAUAAAAUUUAGAGGCCCUCUGCUAAGCCACAAAGUAUAGCAUAUAACUUCAUCUAGGUACAGAUAAGCCUGUUUGCAGUUAAUUGGGCCCUUCAAAUUACCUCAAGUGACAGAGUAAGAAAAGCUUCUCAAAUGGGUGGAAGUCACUGAAUCCCCUACUAUGCACUUACCAGGAUUCUACCUAAUUUAAUUUACUGGAAAUGAAUUUUUAAAAUUGAACACACUGUAACAAGGGAAGGACUCUGGGUUUUGUUUUUGUUUUCUUUUGUGUUUGUUUUUUAAAAGUAGUUCAAUUUCUGAAACUGUGAUAAAAAAAAUUGACUGUCAAGCACUCAGAUUUUGAACAUAAGUCACUUCCCUUUCUUUUUAACAAAGUUCUUUGUUAUCUCUUCUCAAAUUUUGUCUACUCUCCCCGUGCUCUUUUCUCCUCUCUGUUCAUGUCCCUUCCAUCGUUGUCUUCGGACUUCUCUUUUUCUUCCUCUUUUUUCCCCCCUACUCGUUUGAAGAUUAGAUUAACUCUCUUUUCCAAUUCAUGGGUCUCUUAAGUCUUAAUUUUUUGUGUGUUGGCUGUAUAAUCUGCUGACAUAUUUUUAUACUCAAGUGUAGUUUUAUAUUAAAAAGAAAAGUAGUUGGAUUAAAAAUGGUAAGGCAUAUACCCCAUAUGUUACUUUCACUUUCAAAUAUUGGGUACCUAAAAUAUGAUUUCAGAGAUUAUGUAAUCAUAAUAUGGUAUGUUUGCCUUCCUUUUUGUUAAAUUUUGUGUUCUGAUUUGGUUUUCCUCCUAAAGUGUAUAUUAUGAGAGAUUAAACUUUUUUUUUUAAAGUAUUUAGGAAGAUGUUAAAAAUUUACAGCAAAAAGUCUUAACUGUCGCCCAGUUGGGAGAAAAUGCUUUAACAUUACUAUAAUAUUAUUCCAGGUUUGGAGGGGGCUCUCCAGGCUCCAUAUUUGCUCUUAACAGUUGGACCUUUUAGACCAUGUGUUAUUUGCAAUCCCAGAAUGAUUGCCUCUGCUAGUUAGUUCAAAAGAUAAUUUUCUUUUCUUUCUGUACAAGUGCAAUACUUUCAUUGAAGUCUUAAAAACUAUGGUUAUUUUUUGUUUGUUUGUUUUCUAACCUGUUCUUCAGUUAGUGAUGAAAAGAAACCCUUGAAAAUCAUGGCAUGUUAAAGGACACAAGCAAAGAGAAAAACACUGUACAGUUAGAAGAUUAGAGAAUGUGGAAAUCAUUGGUCUGAUAUGGUACUUUUAUUUAGGCUAAAUUUCCAUUGAAAUUAGUAUCUUUUGCCUGAGAAAUGUGUCCUAAAGUUAAAAUUCUUAAAGACUGAAUUAUCUUUUUAGACCCUUGCUCAGUGUUUUAAAUUAAGAACCUAAUAUUUUUUUUAUUUCAGUUUUCUCCUUUUGAAAAUGAACUUUAAAAUAAAAGCAAAGCACUUAGCUCAAUUUUAAACACUUACCUAUCACUUAUUGGAGAAAAUUUUUAAGAAAUAUUUGGAGCACUUCUGUUUUCAUACAAAUUUAAGUAAGAAGUAUUUUUCGUAUCAUACAUAUUUAUAUGUAGUAUGUUGGUUUUCUUUUUUUAUACCUGUGUCCCUAUAGUAAAACUGCUGUAAUGUAAAUACAUAUUUUGUUAAAAGAUAACAUUUCUUUGGCAUUUCUCUUAAAGGCAGUUACUGCAUUUGUACAGUAUGUGUCUUGGCCAUUUUAGACUUUUUUUUUCUUUAACAAUACCAAAGGUAAUUAGACUACUUUAAAAACUAAUUGCUUGACAGUUUCUAGAAUAUUUUGAGUUUUAGCAGAAAAAAAAAAUAGGUGAAACCAGUAAACCUCAUUUUUUUCAAACUAAUAAUUUGGGAAAAUAAAAACUAUUGUUUAAAAAAGAAUUAUAUAUAAAUAUAUAUGUAAAAUUGAAAUUCCAAACCUUGUAUGUCAGGUUUGCUCAGUGUAAUGUAGUUUUUUUAAGGCUCAAAUAUCAUACCUCAGAAAAUGAGGUCUACUAUGGAAAUACUGAAACAGUCUUUGCAGCUGUGUGACAAGUCACUCUGCUAUCUACCAAUUUGGAAACCUCCGAUAAACAGUUUUAACACUGCAGACUAAAAUAUGGGACUUGUAUUUUCUUUGUUUUUAAUGUACACACAUACAUGUUCUGUGCAUGUAUGUGGGUACUUUGUAUGUGUAUAUGUGUAUGAGUGUUGUAUAUGCAUGUGUGAGUGUGUGUAUGUGUGUACAACUAAAAAGCUGCAGAAACUUUGUAAUACUUUGUGAAAAGGAUUAUAUUAUAAAGGUUUGUACUGUCUGAGUGCACAGCUACUGGAAUAAAUUUAGGGAAUCUCAGGAACAAGCAUAUAAUUUGUCCAAGAUUUAUUUCUUCUCAGAAGUGUAAGUGCAGUUUUUAAUUCUGUAUAUUAUUUAAUAUUUUACCAAUAAAAUAAACUUCUGACAUAAAAAGUUUGCUA